AUGUCCGACGUCGAUACUCCUCCGGUGCAGGAGGCCACCACGACCGAUCAAAAUCCUCUCGCAGACAUGGAAGUCACAGACUCGGCAGCACUAGUACCCACGAAUCAAGACAGCACUGCUCUGGAACCGAAAAAGAAAACCAAGAAAAUCAUGGUCAAGAAGAAGAGAAGACCCGCCAGAGUUCAAAAAGAAGGCUUCUCGACAGAAAGGCCCGCUCAAACCGGCACUAUCUUCAACAUCUGGUACAACAAAUGGUCUGGCGGUGAUCGCGAAGAUGCCUACUCCUCCAAGCAACAAGCAAAGGGCAGGUGUAACGUUGCAACCGACUCCGGUUUCACAAAAGCCGAUACCAUUCCUGGCAGCUACUUUUGUGUCUACUUCGCUCGUGGUCUGUGUCCCAAAGGUCAAGACUGCGAAUACCUGCAUCGUCUACCGAACUCGCGUGUGGAAAAGGAGGGUGGUUUGGGCGAUAUCUUCCCAUCCAAUGUCGACUGCUUUGGACGAGACAAGUUCAGCGACUACAGAGACGACAUGGGUGGUGUGGGAAGUUUCAUGCGUGUCAACAGAACUCUCUACGUGGGCAGGAUACACACAUCAGACGACAUUGAGGAAGUCGUUGCCAGACACUUCCAGGAAUGGGGCCAGAUCGAGCGCGUCCGUGUACUACCGGCUAGAGGUGUAGCGUUUGUGACCUACGUCCACCUGGCCAACGCCGAGUUUGCAAAAGAGGCCAUGGCGCAUCAGCCACUGGACAACAACGAGACGCUGAACGUGAGAUGGGCGACUGUCGACCCCAACCCGCAAGCUCAAAAACGAGAAGUGCGCAAAAUCGAAGAACAAGCUGCCGAAGCAAUCCGUCGCGCGCUACCCGCAGAGUAUGUUGCCGAGAUCGAAGGGCGUGGUGAAGGUUGGGAGGACGCAAGGAAGAGGAGAAAGAUUGAAGGUACAUUUGGAUUGGCUGGAUACGAAGCCAGCGAUCAAGUGUGGUAUGCGUCGGAGAAGGCCAGACUGGGAGCGCCGCAAGAGUCGUACCUGCUAGAAGCUGGUGACUUGGAUGAGGAUGACGAAGGUGCACCGCUUCGGAUCGAGGAUAUGAAGAGGCAGGGUGCGCCUUCUGGGAUUCUUGGAGGAUCAACAUUAAGUGCACUGAAAGGCUUCACGGCAGGCUCAGGCGCGUCGGCCAGCAAGGCUCUGGAUAAGCCUGCAGGUCCAUUGGUCGGAUAUGGGAGUGACGAUGAUAGCGAUUGA
Molecule: messenger RNA, 1248 nt
Organism: Aureobasidium namibiae CBS 147.97
Lineage: Eukaryota; Fungi; Ascomycota; Dothideomycetes; Dothideales; Saccotheciaceae
Product: pre-mRNA splicing factor CWC2
Exons: 2
Coding region: 1-1248 (415 amino acids)
Cellular component (GO): U2-type catalytic step 1 spliceosome; Prp19 complex; U2-type catalytic step 2 spliceosome
Molecular function (GO): pre-mRNA binding; U6 snRNA binding; metal ion binding
Source: RefSeq, a predicted model, not a curated record